CCGCUAAUUUAAGCGUUUGCGUUACUCCCCUUUCUGUGCAGAUACGUAAGGCAUGUUUCUUGUUUACUUGGUUCUUUGAGAACUAACUGAUGUUUGAUAGACUGCAAACUCCUUUAAUAGAAGUUUAUUCCUCCCCACUGUGGCAUUUUUGCGUGGAUUAUUUCCCGAACUAUUUCCGAGUUUUAUUCUGAUUUCGCGGGAACAGAUAUAGGAUGGAAUGAAUUGCGAAAGAUGGGAGUGCUCUCAUCUGCCUGUUAAGUUGCGUUGUUUUCUAUUUAUUGACGGGUCUCGUCUAACAGGUUCUUAAGUAUGGGUCACAGACCAGUUUGAUCAUGAUUAACAUUUUCAAUUACCUCGCUCGUAAUUGCUUGGUUAAGUAUUUAUGUUUGUAUCGUAUACGUUUUUAGUGAAGUUGGUAAUUGAUAAGUUUAUCAAUAUGUCAUCGGAUUCGAGGACUGAAUAGUCUGAGAGAAGUGCAUAACCUAUGAGUGGACGUUUUCGAUGAAUUUUGAACACAAUCCGAACUAGUGGACUUCCUUAAUUUGAUCACAGUUAUUUCUGGCAAUAAAAAAUUGUAAACGCUGACGUGAUUGCAGGUGCUGCAGUUGAAUUUUCAGUCUGAUUUGUUGUCCUAUUAGUUUUUUGUUAUUAACUAAUCCGAGGAUCCUAAAGUAUUUUUUAGUAUUUAUGGGUUGUAACUCAAUAGCUAAGAUAAUCCUUAGGGAUUUUCAUCCAUCUUAACCCAAAAUUACACAGUAAAUGUAACGGCGAGUCUAAUUUGUGUACGAAUCAAUGGGACUUAAGGUAGCAAGUCUUGGAUUCUGGCGCGAAGUUCAUCAAUCCAUAUGGGUAAUUAAUACAUUGACAUUAUACCUGAUAUCAGUUCGUGAUUGCUUGUUAACCCAAUUCGUUUGUUCAUAAACUGUUUACCAAAUUACCGAAAAACCUUGAGCACAUAUAAACUUCCAUCCUUCCGUUGUUUAAAAUAGUCUAUUAAGUAGUUUCGGAGCUUAAAUUUUAGUUGAAAUUCACAAUAGUCAGGUACGACCUAAACGAAACAACCUUUGAAAGUCAAUUUGUCAGAAAUACGAAUUUAACAGAGUUGUAUAUUUGUGUAAUAUAACAAAAAUGGAACCAAUUAGUGACAGAACAUUUUAAACAGACUAAUUAAGCUGACUGUUUAUUAUAUUAUUUAUAUCUAUUCCUCUACGUUGUAUGGAGAGAUCUGAACAUUUUGGUUUACCGUUUUGUGAUAGAAAACCGGUAGUUAAAAAUCCGACAUAGUGGUGCGAAUGAUUUUCUUCUUUUUUCCACUCUCAAGUAUGGAACUUUUCAUCUCUGUCCGUUUAAAUAUUUGCUUUUACUGUGAACCCUUGUUUAUCCAAAGUACCUUUUCCAAAAAAUUCUGCCUGCAGAUUUGCAAAGUAUGUUAGUUUCAAUUUAUGUGUUCUUUUGUUGACUUAUCUGUCUACAGUCGUUCUUCAUCUUGGGCAUUGUUUUCUGUAUUUACGUAAAAGCCGCGUGAGAUAAAAGUGAAAGUCUAAACUAUCAUAACUAUGCUGUAAAAAUCAAAGCGCUCCUGAAAAAAUAUAUUCCAAACACUACAUACUACUGUAUUAUGUCUCUGUCAAUUGUGUCAUUUUUACAUUGUUGCCAAAUGUAUUCCCCAUGAUAUCUUUAAUAUUGAGUUCCAAGUUAAUCACUAGUAUUGUAAAAGUCAUAAUGAGUUUUUGCUAUCUACAGCCUUAUUUAUGUGCACGGUCUCGUCCUGUAACUGCUUGAUAUUCUCUGAGCAGAUUUUUGACUGAUCCUUGUUUUCUAAGCUCUAAAGUUCGUUUUAAAUAUUACGUUUUUGUAGAUAUACGGACAUGUAAUUAAAUAUGGGCCGGAAAAGUGCCACUCUUUCUUGUACACCAAGGCGUUCUACUCGACCAGUUAGGUCAACUGAUGAAGUCCAAACACCUCCUGAAAAUAAGAAAUCGGUUAAUCCAACUAAAAAGUCAAGUCGGUUGACCACAAUCAAGAAAAGUGCUUCCAGUAACAAAGAUGAACAUCUAUCCGCUUUGAAUAAGCAUACAAAAAGACGUAGUAAACGAAUUAGUUCAAGAGUAGAAACACAGAAAUCAAGUCUUAAAGGAACAUUGGGUUUGGAGAAAAAAAAUGAAUUGUUCGGAGACGAUAAAGAGUUAUUGACAGAUCGCCACUUUCAAGAUGAGUGUAAUGACAGCGAUUCAAGUGAUUUCGUAUCCCAGUGCUCAAGUGUUGAAAGACCUAAGAGCAAGAAAAAAGGCAAUUUGCGUUUGUUUUCAGAAUUCAAACCGAAGAAUGUGGCUAAAAAACUGAGUAAACCAUUGAGAAACGUUAAUGUAGUUGAAAAAUUUCAAAGUAUUGUAAAUAAUGAUUCAGACGACGAAACAGAAUGGGUUGAAGUGGAUGAUGAGCCAACUAAUGAAUUAGAUUUCAUGCAUAACCUUUUGAAUUUCGGUUCAAAUACUGUACCUUGCGAAGAUGGAGAAAAGAAACCUACAUCACUAACUGUAGCUAUCCCUUUUGAUAGUUCCACUAAAAAACAUUCUAAACAAGAUCCAAAACUUCUCGAGUUACUUGCACUAAAACGCAAACUAAAAGAACAUUACACAUUGAUGCAUUCAGUUCAUGUGUUAUGUUUUCUUGCUCAUAGUCGUGUGAUAAAUCGAACUUGUGACAGUUCCUUAUGUUGGGCUUUAGGUAUUUCACUUUUGGCUAAUACAAAUGCAGUGUACAACCAAAAAACAAAACAGUUUAUCAGAUUAUCAUUGUGGUCAAUUGAACAUGUAGAAGCGUGUCUUGUUUCAUUGUUGUCUUAUCAAGGAAUGCAAUUAUGUACUGAAAAUAAUUCCUGCGGUGAUUAUGAAUACCAGCUUGUUCGUCGUCUUUCAGAAUCGAAAUCAACUGAAAGUGAUUGUCUCAUACUACUUGUUGCAGCUCUUCGUUCUCUUGGAUUCGAUGUACGAAUAAUCCUUGGUCUUCAUCCAAUACCUUUAUUGCCUAGUGAACCAGCGACCAAAAUGCUUACGUCUAAAAGUAAAGAAUUUAAAAGUUCCAAUAAGGGAAAAUAUAAUCGAAAAAUCAUUUCUUCAGAUGAAGAAGACAUAUUUGAUACCAAUUUUGAUCAUCAUUAUUAUAAUGAGAAUUCAAAAUCCAGCGUUACUCUGUUUGCUGAAGUAUUUCUACCGAAAUUGAAUCGUUGGGUAUGUAUUGAUCCAUCAUCGCCUACAGGUGUUGUGGAUAAAGUGAAUUUCAAACAUGGAUCUUUAUAUGUUGUCGGUGCUUGUUCUGUACGAUCAUCGAGUCCUGAGUUAGUAUCUUAUGUUGGUAGAAAUCCAGUUGAUCUGUCUCCUCGUUAUGUUCAGGAUUGGUGCGUUUCUGCUCGUACUCAUCGCAUUCCUGCUGAGAAGUGGAGUAGUUUUCUUGAUAUACAAAGUAGAUUUUUUGAUAAAGAUGCCGUUGAAUAUGAUGCUUUAGUUUCUAAGUUAAAUACAGUCCCAACUUUUCAACGAGAUAAAAAAGAUAAGGAUUCUAUUCAAGAAAAGCUUUUAUCUGAACCUCUACCUAAACGUAUGCAAGACUUUAAGAAUCAUCCACUGUAUGUUCUCCAACGCCAUUUACUUAAAUUUCAAGUUAUUCAUCCACCUGAUUCAAUCCCCUUGGGAUAUUUUCGUAAUGAACCGGUUUAUUCUCGUGAUUGUCUUCAUCUUUGUCAUACCAGAGAAUCAUGGUUAAAAGAGGCUAUGACCGUUCGUCUUCAUGAAAAACCCGCGAAAGUUGUUAAAGCUCGUUUAUCUAUGAAACGUAAGUUGUUACAAGGUUCCGAUUCUGCACCUGCAACUGUUGAAAUAUUCGGUCCAUGGCAAGUGGAACCGUAUGUACCACCGAAAGCUGAAAAUGGUAUUGUCCCACGUAAUGCACAUGGAAAUGUUGAUUUGUUUAAACCGUGCAUGCUUCCCAUAGGCUGUGCACACUUAUGUCUUUCUGGUAUUCAGUAUAUUGCUAAAAAACUUGGAAUUGAUUGUGCAGAGGCUGUUGUUGGUUGGACAUUUCAUGGUAGUGGUUGGGCUCAUCCAAAUAUAAAAGGAUAUGUUGUCUGUAAAGAGUCUGUACCAGUUCUUAUUGAUGCAUGGCGUACGGAACAAAUGAAUGCAGCAAAAUUAGAGCAUGAAGAACGAAUAGAGCGUGCGCUAAAAAACUGGAAACGAUUAGUUCGUGGACUCUUUAUAUGGCAUCGAGUUAAAGCACAAUUCGCUUUAGCUCCAUUGCAUAAUAAACAAGCUACUAUUGAAAAAUACGAAAAAAACAAAACAGUAAAACAUAAAGAAAUGACUGGCAAAAAAGUUAUUCCAUUGCAUCUUAAAGAAGAGGAAGAGAAAACUCUUGAAUCAUCAAUUUCUUUAGAUAUCCCGGUCAAAAAUGUUGAAACUGACAAAGGAUGGAUACGUUUAGGUACAGAUGAUAAAGCUCAUUUAUUACCCAAAUUGUUGUCAAUCGCCAAAUCAUGCCCUCCCAAACGUUGUAAUCCUCCUAGAAAAAAGCGUAAUGUAAUUAAAUAUGAAGAAUCUUCAAGUGAAGCAUCGGGUACGGAGAUACCAAGCUCAAAAGAUGAUUCAGCAGAUGAAUUUGUAGAAAAAUUUGAUUCUAGUGAAUAGGAUCUGAAUUAUGCAUUGAAUGAUCAAUAAUUUCAAAAUAGAAAUUCAAUUUGUUUUCAUUAACUUUAAAAAGAAACACUUAAAUAUUUUAACAAAAUAUAAAAUUUUUUUAUGAUUCAUCUUUAUCUUUUACACAAUAACAGUACUCUCAAUUCCAUUAUAUAUAAGUACACAUAACGCCUGGAGCUGUUGUCUGUUCCGAAUGUGAACUAUCUGGUGAGAUAAUUAUCGGUGCAAAUACUAUUAUUCAUCCAAAAGCUCGUAUAUUCUCUGAAGCUGGCCCGAUACAUAUUGGAUCAUAUAGAUAUAUGCAUUUAUAUUCAAUAGAUCUUUAUAAAUUUAUUUAUUUUUCAAGUGAGAUUUUAAACUGUACUUUCGCGCCAAAUCUUUUUAUUUUAGUCAUGUUUAUUACCUUCAUUUAUAUUCACAUUUUUCUACAUGUAAAAUGCAUUUCCACUUAUAUUGCAUUACACAUUUGAUUAACAUGUACUUUACGUACAAAGAAAUGCAUUAAAGAAUUUUUUUAAGAAUUUCUAUUUGUAACCGUAUUCUGGACUUGAUAUUUUAUAAAGAUAGUAAUUAAUCUGUAAAUUUUGUUAGUAUUAUCACAUUAAAUAUGUACAGUAUUACUAUUAUUAU
Molecule: messenger RNA, 5321 nt
Organism: Schistosoma curassoni
Lineage: Eukaryota; Metazoa; Platyhelminthes; Trematoda; Strigeidida; Schistosomatidae
Source: the annotation of a GenBank genome assembly